AUGGAUACUAAAGUUAUCCCCGCUAUAAAGCUUUCUGGUCUUUCACUUCCUGUCAAAAACGUACAAGAACUGGCUUCCCAGAACUUAGAAGCCAUCCCACAUCGAUACAUCCGACCUGAAACUGAGUCUGAUGAAGUUUCAGUCGAUGAGUCAUCACAACUUCCAGUUAUUGAUAUGAACAAGCUUGCAUCUGGAAGUAUUGAAUAUCAAACUGAAAUGGCAAAACUUCACCAGGCUUGCAAGGAAUGGGGAUUCUUUCAGUUGAUUAAUCAUGGAGCAACGACAGAAAUCGAAAAUACGAAGGCGGCGGUACGGGACUUCUUUAAACUGCCAUUAGAAGAGAAGAUGGUGUAUGAACAACUUCCAGGAGGUCUUGAAGGAUAUGGUCACGCAUUCGUUCUUUCGGAUGAUCAAAAACUCGACUGGAAUGACAUGCUCGCUAUAAUUGCUCUGCCAAUCUCUGCAAGAAAUAUGAGAUUCUGGCCUAACAAGCCCGAAUCCUUCAGAUCAGCCUUCGAGCAAUACUCGCGGGUGUUGCACAAAAUUUCCACCAUUCUUUGCGAAAUGAUGGCCGCGAAUCUCGGGGUGGAAUUCAAGGAAUUUUCAGGCAUGUAUAAGGAAUUAGUACAAACGAUAAGAGUGAACUAUUAUCCGCCAUGCUCCCAAGCUGACAAGGUUAUUGGUAUCUCUCCACACACUGAUGGAAAUCUGUUAACCUUAUUGGUUCAAGUCGAUGAAGUGGAAGGUCUCCAAAUCAGGAAAAAUGGAAAAUGGGCACCUAUUAAACCACUUCCAGGAGCCCUCAUUGUCAAUACUGGUGAUGCAUUGGAGAUAAUGAGCAAUGGGGAGUAUCCAACCGUUGAGCACAGAGCUGUGGUGAAUUCAGAGAGGGAAAGGCUAUCCAUUGCUGCAUUUCAUGGUCCAAGUGCAGAAGCAAACAUCAGUCCCCUGCCGGAUCUUGUGAAAGCAAAUGGAGCCAAAUACAGGACAGUCAAGUAUGAGGAGUAUCUGAAAGAGUUUCUUAGCAGCAGACUAAGCGGCAAAAGCCAGCUUGACGAUGUGAAAAUAUACAACUGA
Messenger RNA from Oldenlandia corymbosa var. corymbosa, 1077 nucleotides. Lineage: Eukaryota; Viridiplantae; Streptophyta; Magnoliopsida; Gentianales; Rubiaceae. The record is from the annotation of a GenBank genome assembly.